Messenger RNA from Mugil cephalus (flathead mullet), 429 nucleotides. It is a transcript of the gene rpl36, whose product is annotated as ribosomal protein L36. The transcript has 4 exons. Gene Ontology annotation, molecular function: structural constituent of ribosome. Lineage: Eukaryota; Metazoa; Chordata; Actinopteri; Mugiliformes; Mugilidae. The record is from RefSeq and is a predicted model, not a curated record. Gene Ontology annotation, cellular component: cytosolic large ribosomal subunit; ribosome. Bases 78 to 395 code for a protein of 105 amino acids. Gene Ontology annotation, biological process: cytoplasmic translation.
CCGGGUUAAGUCUUUCAUUACACUGCUUCGCUCAACCAACAGUCCUUCCGGUUUUACCGCCAUCACGGACGCAAGUCAUGGCUAUUCGUUACCCUAUGGCUGUUGGCCUUCACAAAGGUCAUCCAGUCACCAAGAAUGUAACUGCUCCCAAGCACAGCCGCCGACGUGGGCGUUUGACCAAACACAGCAAGUUUGUCAGAGACAUGAUCCGUGAAGUUUGUGGUUUUGCUCCAUAUGAGAGGCGGGCCAUGGAGCUACUGAAAGUGUCCAAGGACAAGCGAGCUCUCAAGUUCAUAAAGAAGAGGAUUGGCACUCACAUUCGGGCAAAAAGGAAGAGAGAGGAGCUGAGCAAUGUGCUGGCUGCCAUGAGAAAGGCUGCUGCCAAGAAGGACUAAACUGUUUCCUAAUAAAAGUUUGUUCAACCACAAA